Messenger RNA from Spizellomyces punctatus DAOM BR117, 2014 nucleotides. RefSeq lists its product as uncharacterized. The record is from RefSeq and is a predicted model, not a curated record. NCBI's taxonomy places the organism in Eukaryota, Fungi, Chytridiomycota, Chytridiomycetes, Spizellomycetales, Spizellomycetaceae. The transcript has 5 exons. Bases 96 to 1742 code for a protein of 548 amino acids. Gene Ontology annotation, cellular component: P-body. Gene Ontology annotation, molecular function: mRNA binding. Gene Ontology annotation, biological process: P-body assembly; cytoplasmic stress granule assembly.
GGAGUUGGCAGUUGCGUGAGAAGUGAGCUGCAGUUUAGAUCAACCAGGGGCCAUUGUGCGAUCCCGCUCGUCGCUCACCUCCAGGAUUUUUCAAGAUGAUGCCGUACAUUGGAUCCGAAAUUAGCUUGAUAUCCAAGUCAGAUAUCCGCUAUGUGGGCAUCUUGACUGAAAUCAACCAGCAGGAGUCGACUGUGGCACUUGAAAAUGUACGUUCCUUCGGAACAGAAGGCAGGAAGGGCAACCCAGCCGAGGAACUGCCUCCUAGCGACGAAAUCUAUCCAUUUGUCGUGUUUAGAGGGUCAGAUGUCAAGGACCUUCAUGUGAUGAAUGCCCCAGCGAAGGCACCUGCGCCGUCGAGGGUUCCGAAUGAUCCGGCUAUCGUGAGGCAACACCCGCGAAGCCAGAUUCCACCCCCAAGUCAUAUGCCUCCGCAGCCAGGGCCUCCUGGACCAGGCGGUCCUCCCGGAUUUUCUGGAUACGGUCCACCUGCUGGGAUGGUAGGCCAAACAUCUCAACCUGGCUUUCCUAUGAUGCCGCAAGGAAUGGGCCCGUACGGCGGACCACCAAGUGUGAACUAUCCGUACCCACAUUCUCAGCAGAAGCAAGAACCUCCUCAAUACUAUUGGGACAGACGACCCGAGCAAAUUGGUGCGCCGGUAUUUCCUGGAGCGGUGGGCGGAUUUUCGGCGCCGCAGCAACCGCGAGGACUCAACGCACUGCCAUCGAAUAGCCAGCAGCCAGGUUCCCAAAGUGAGGCCAAUCAAGAUGUAGCCGGUCUCGUUCCUACUCUGGACAAGUUGGAUCUUAAUGAAUCUACAAUGUCCCAUACUGCACCUGAAUCAAAGGAAAAGAAGGUUGCGCAGGACGCAAGACCGGAAAGAUCUACACAGAGGGACGUCAAGGCAACACAGCAAAGCAAUGAGGAGAAGAGAGGUACACCCAGCAAUAUCCAUAAAGCGCCGGACGCUGCGGAAGCACCCGUCGGCGCCGGUGUAGUUGCUGUUGCUGGAAAGAAUGAGCAUGAUGCCAAACAGUCGCAGCAAAAUGCAUCGGGAGCAUCAGAGGGAGAGAUUCGUCGCUCCCAAGGCGCUAAUGGAACAGAUGUUCGUUCUGAGGGGCAACGUUUACCCGGUACUGGUGCUCAUCUCUUGCAAGGCGGCCAUCGCCGGGGAGGUGGCCGGGGCAAUAAUCGACGCGGAUAUCCUGCGAAUCCUCGUAACGUUCGAAUUCCUGUUCCUGAUUCGGAUUUUGAUUUUGAAUCCGCAAAUGCAAAGUUUAACAAGACAGAGCUCGCUCAGGAGGCAGCUACGAAAACCGGGGGUGACGCAUCGCCUAUCGAGGCGAUCCCUCCUCCAGAGCCAAGUGUGAGUCAUGCCGAGGAAGAGGAUGAAGAAGGUGCGGGCUUUUACCAAAAGUCAUCCUUUUUUGAUAACAUCUCUUGCGAGAGCAAAGAUCGGGCAGAAGGUGACGGCCGUGGCAACCGCCGGGCUCGGCAAUAUGAAGAACGGCGACUUAACAUGGAGACGUUUGGGCAGACUGGGGUUGACAGCGGACGGAAUUAUCGCCGGGGCGGUUACGGUGGAUACCGUCGCGGAGGUCGUGGACGUGGAAAUUAUGGCGGCUACAGUGGCAACUACAACGGUGGGCAAAGAGGUGGCUAUAGGUCGAAUUACAAUCGUGGAGGAUAUGGAAAUCGCGAAGAAGGGCAUGGUGGACAUGUCGGGAAUGGACGUGUCCAAUAGAAUAUGAGUAUGUGUCUGUCGCUGCGAAUAGGCAGGGAUUGUGGGCUGCGACAUUCCCGAAAUCGACUGUUACGAAAGCUUGAAAUUGGCCGGAUGGGGACGCAGGGAAGGCAUGUUAAAGUAAAGGUGGAAAUUAUGACGUUGAGCAGGAUUGUUGGUAGCAACCUGGUGAUAAAUCUUCCUGUAAACAUUAUCGCUACAAUUUUUCUUUUUGUACUUGUUGCAUGACACCCUAUGAUGCUGAAAGAACAUCAAGCGACUUUGGGCACCCC